Symbiodinium sp. CCMP2456 is the source of this 2929-nucleotide messenger RNA. Lineage: Eukaryota; Dinophyceae; Suessiales; Symbiodiniaceae. The record is from the annotation of a GenBank genome assembly.
GUACUUCUAUGUCUGUCCCAAUCGUCAUGGGUUCACCUCGCGUGCCAGUGGCGCGGACAGAAUUUGUCCCAGAUGCAAGGAUCAAAGCGCCAAGAACAGCGUGGGCUUGGACGGAACGGAAGUUGAGUGGCCUACCUUGACGGAAAUCGGACCUACCGACCUUAGGAUUGCGGAGAUGCCGAGAGCUCGUGGGCUGGUAUGUCGAGUUGACCCCAAUGCUUUGGAUCUUCUUAAGUGCUACCACUCGCUGACAGCUUCGCUGUAUGAGAAGAGCCUCCGCUGCCUCCUUCUUGUUGCCCGGGACGUGUUGGAGGAACUGAACCUAGGCAGGUGCACGUUGAGCACCAAGCUUGGGCAGGUGUGGCGCAGACCUGGUCCAGAGCGCGAGCAGCUCAUCCCUGCACUGACCCGCAUUGUGCGGGCAUGCGAAGUGGUGCUGGAACUUACCGACGGGCACGGCAUCGAUGUGGUCUACAAGAAGCAGAGUCAUCCUUUCUCGCAAGCCCCUUUUCAAGCUAGCAGAGACAGCUUUCUGCACAAGGUGGCCUUCCACGGCAGUCGAUUCCGCAGGCUCCAUUGCGCUGUCGAGACGAAGGGGGACUCGAAUGUAGAGAAAGAAAACCAUUUGGUCUUCAUAGCGACUGAAGAGGCUGACAUGGAGGCCAUGAGCCGGUUUCCAUUCGGUGGCAUCGUGGAGCAGUUGAAGCGGAAACACCAUGCUACGCACGAUGAGCUUUACUGCCAAGCAUGCGAUUACUUGGGACGACACUGUGGAGCCUCGAGAUCAAGGGCUAUCGCUCGCAGCUUCGUGAAGGGCGGGACCCUCUACUUGAAAGGCUUACCUGCGCUGGCAGACGAAGCUUUCGUGAACACUGUCAUCCACGAGGCUGACUGUGCCGUGAGGGAGGUGGAUGGCACAAUGGGCUUGCGUUGGCAAAUUCAGCGUGUUGAAGAUGCAUGGCGUGCAGGAGAGAAGGUCGCCGUCGUCAAAUUCUUUCACGGUGAGAUCUGCUCGCAAUUUUGUGACAAGGCCAAGCACAUCUUGAAGGAGAAGCUGAAAGCAGCGGAAAAUGCAGUCCCAGGGGCCAGACUCGAGACUGGCCCCGGUUUAUUGUAUGCUGCUGAUAUCUUCCUUCAAGAAGGCAACAUUCAGGACGUCCUCAGAUCUUCAGACGUCCUUCAGGUAGUAGCUCGGCCAGGUUCAGAGUGUUUGGGCUGGUAUUCCACCCAUGGUCGGCGGGAUCUCCCGAGCAUCCGCCUGAUCUCGGCACCUCACUGGCUUCAGCGAGCCAUGGGUCGUCUCCCUGGUGCUUGGCAGCUUGGCCGGCUAACUUUGCCGUACCAGGUCUUCCAACUCCUGGACAGGAGCUUCCGUUCUGACUUGCCGGAGGGCUGGGUGGAAGAUAUUCACCGUGCUAUGCACACCAGGCGUGUCACUACCGUGGAGGCCGCCGCAAACCUUUUCGAUCAGAAUGCGCACGGACUGCACAGAAUGGGAAUAUUUCCAUAUUUUGCGGGCAUGCCGUACAAGAACGAAGAGUUUUACAAAGAGUUGGAGGACCAACAGACCACUUUGUUGAGACAUGUGCAUCUCUUCGGGAAGCCGACCUCCGCGAUCAGGGGUCGAACUGCGGCAGGUGCAUGGGUCGAGCUGGAUCGGGUCUCCGACCUGGGUGAUGAUGACAGGCGUGGCGACGAGAUUGACUUUGAGUUUUCCUCUGAGGAGGAGACAGGUGAAAGCACCAGCGCCACGGGGCAUUCAGCCCCAGGUUCACCAGGAACUCCAGAGACCCCGCUGUUCCCAGAGAUGCCCGAUGCUGUUCAGCAAAGUGGCAAGGUCUAUGCGGAGGUCGUGCACAACUUUGAUGCAGCGCAGGAAGGAUACGAUAGAGACACGGUGGAAGUCUACUUGAGCUUGCGCCGUGGUGACUGGGUAUUCUGGAGCGAGGUGGACCCCGAGCUAGACGGUGGAUGGCGCAAAGUCUGGGCCAAGAACGAAGCCGCAGAAGGCUCCAGUGAAGGCUGGUUUCCAGACAACCAUCUGCGAGUCGCUGACCUCUCCGAGCAGUCCAUCUCUUUGCAGGCUGAACUUGCGUCCGAAUGGUUCCACAGGUCCUGCUGGCUGGCAGAUGGUGGAACCUGCGAUGUCUACAGCAUCCAGUUGCCUUCAGGCCGCGUUGCGGCAAAGGUCUUGCGCCAACAGGAGAGCCAGCUCCUCGUGAAUGCCAUGCACACUGACAGCACUCUCUUCCACCAAGAGGUCGAGACACUGCAAAGGCUGAGCCAUCCCAACGUCGUCAAGUUCCUGGGUUCCGGGGAGACGAGGGAUUCCCGCUUCGUGAUCAUCCAGGAGUUCGUGUCGCCAGACAACUUGCUCCAGAUCUUGCCCAGCACUGCCUUCAGCUGGAACAUGCGGCUCAGAGCCGCAUCCCAGCUGUCUGAAGCGAUCGUCUACAUCCAUAGCCUCGACGUCAUUCACCGCGACAUCAAGCCUCCCAACGUCUUGAUCAGGUUUGAGCAUACCGCUGGUCUUACGGCCCUGAAAUUGUCCGACUUCGGUUUGGCAAAAGGUGUCCAGGACCGGGAGUUGCGGCAGUCGAUGUCCACUCGUCGAGUAUGUGGGAGCCCGGGUUACCUUGAUCCGGACAGCCUUCGUGGCGGAGGAUCCACCAAGGAGUCUGACAUUUUUUCCUUCGCCGUCGUGCUUCUAGACCUGAUGAUCGGCACCGGAUGCGGAGAGGAGGCCGACCAUUACCGAAGCGCACGGCGAAACCAGGUGGUCUUCCAUGAAGCUUGGGGCAGCGCACCGGAGCAAACCAAGACUGCUCUCCUGCGAUUGGUGAUGCAGUGCAUUCAGGAAUUUAGGGAAGAUCGACCAGCUAUAGCAGCAGUGCAACAGAAUCUAAGCCAGCUGAGCUCGACAGCGUGA